AUGACCAGGGAAGAAGGUUACAGAGAAGAAUUUAGCUAUGACAGAAUGCCGACUUUGGAGCGGGGAAAGCAAGAGAAUGGAAAUUAUGUACCAGAUAUCAAAUCCAGUGACCUUCAGCUAUCAAAGCGGCUGCAUCCUUGCUUUAUUUACAGAACAUGGAUCUUUUCUUUACUGAUGGGCACUUGCCUCCUUAUUACUUCUGGAUUUUCACUGUAUCUGGGAAAUAUUUUUCCAUCUGAAAUGGAUUAUUUACGUUGUGCAGCAGGUUCAUGUAUUCCUUCAGCAGUUGUGAGCUUUGCUAUAGCAAGGAAUAAAAUUAAUGUGAUACCCAAUUUUCAGAUUCUGUUUGUCUCUACAUUUGCGGUUACAACAACAUGUUUAAUUUGGUUUGGAUGCAAACUUGUCCUAAAUCCAUCAGCUAUAAAUAUAAAUUUCAACUUGAUUCUGCUUAUUCUGCUGGAAAUCUUCAUGGCAACUACCGUGAUCAUUUCAGCUAGAUCUACUGAAGACUGCUGUAUGCGAAAGAAAAAUACUGCAUAUGACAGUACCAUUGUUACAAGCAAUGUCAGCUUUCCUACUCGAAUUCUGAAGUCAUACUCAGUAAUUGAGGUGAUUAUUGGAAUUUCAUCAGUAUUUGGUGGCAUAAUUGCUUUGAAUAUGGAUGUUCUAGUCUCAGGUCCAUAUCUUUCGGUAACAUUCUUUUGGAUCUUAGUUGCUUGCUUUCCGAGUGCCAUUGCAAGUCAUGUGGCUGCUGAAUAUCCAAGUAAAUGUCUGGUUGAGGUUCUGAUUGCCAUUAGCAGUGUCACCUCUCCAUUGUUGUUCACAGCUUCUGGAUACUUAUCCUUCAGUAUCAUGCAAGUUGUAGACAUCUUUAAAAAUUAUCCACCUGCUGUUAAACAAUCUUAUGAUGUACUACUGUUACUUCUGAUGUUGAUGCUGCUAAUUCAGGCAUGCCUUACUAUUGGAACUGUAAUACAGUGUGUAAAUUACAAGACAAAAAUGAAACUUCAAGAUUUGUCCUGGGCAGAGUCACAGGUUAAAAAACAAGAAUACAGAACAACAGAGGUUUCCAAUAAUACCUUAAAGGAUUUUGACAAAGACAAAGCUUGGAAAGCAGUUGUGGUGCAGAUGGCUCAGUAG
Molecule: messenger RNA, 1140 nt
Organism: Cygnus atratus (black swan)
Lineage: Eukaryota; Metazoa; Chordata; Aves; Anseriformes; Anatidae
Gene: MLC1
Product: modulator of VRAC current 1
Exons: 11
Coding region: 1-1140 (379 amino acids)
Biological process (GO): regulation of response to osmotic stress
Cellular component (GO): plasma membrane; endoplasmic reticulum; cytoplasmic vesicle
Source: RefSeq, a predicted model, not a curated record